AGAAGAAGAAGAAGAAGCUACACCAACAACAAUCGGAGGUUUUUCAUUUGAACUGAACUUUUUUCCUCCAAACUUUCUGAAGGUUUUUUUUUUAAUCCGGCCUCUGAGCGUCUCAGGAUGAAGCCGCCUCCUCGCGCUCGGACUAAGCGGGACCUGGAGAUCCGCUCUGGGCCCCCGGAGCCCCGCAGGAAGCCGGCGGUCCGGAGGUGGGGGCGCGUGGAGCUGAAGAAGCUGCUGGAAGCCCUGAAGGAGCUGCACCAGGGGCCCGGAGCCCCGCGGGACAUCGACUAUGUGAUCCUGAAGAACCGGGUUCCGACCCGGUCCAUCUCAGAGGUCCGCGCCAUGGUGGACUCUCUGAAGGGAAGAGUGAUGUCAUCGGCCAGGUUUCAGCUGAGAAUGAAGCAGCGUGAGGAGCAGCGGGCCUGGAGGCCCAUCCAGUGGUGGACGCACACGGCCUCUGUUCUGAGCGGAACCAUGGAAACGCUCAUAUCUGCCGCCUUCUCUCAGAUGCUGACGGUGUCGUCCAUCGAGCCCUGUGCUCUGAGCGGCUUUGAUCCCUGCUGGGACAGGAGGCCCCCUGCUGGUCGCGGCGUCCCGAUCAGACCGCGGCCCCGCUCGCCACUGAAAGCAGCAGCAUGCAGAGGCCUCCCAGCACCUUCUAAAACCCCUCCGGCUGUCAAACAGACGUCUCCUGCUGCUGCCGUCUCCAGCCCACCAACAGGACGUCCACAGCCUGCUUCUGCAUCGCCUCCUUUCCCCGCCUCCAGCCCUUCUUCUUCCGACUCCUCGGCCCCGCUGUCCGACGCGGCGGCUAAGCGCCCUGCGAUGUCCAGGCCAACCAGGAAGCGCGCCGCUGCAGAAAGCAGAAGGAGUGCACUUGAAUAUGUGGUGGACUUUGAAAAGAUCUACAAGUUCUUGAGUUUUCUCCAAAAUCCCAGCGAUGUCUCUCACCUCACUCCCACGGAGAGUGCGGUAGUUUUGGACCUGCUGAUGUCCCUCCCUGAAGAGCUCCCUCACCUGGACUGCAGGAAGCUGCAGGCCCACCUGGUCCAGGUAGGUUCUGCUGUUUGAUUCCUGCUUGUUUAAUGAGUCCAAAUGUUUAACCCGCUCAAACCAAGCCAGCGGUUUCCCAGCAUCGCCGCCGUAAUUUCUGUUCCACAAUGAGACUAAUAAAAACCUCUGUUUCACAAUACGGCCAUGAUAACCAUCCCAUAAACCAGCCUGAAGCCACGCCAGCCUUAUUUAUUUACACUAAACAAACAUUGUUAACAUGAAUCAGUUGCAAAUACAGGAAAGCGUAUAAAAUCUGUCCUCAAACCAACUUUACCAAUAAAACCACCACCGUCAUGCUGAGACGCCAUCCAGGGAGAAAAGGAAAGAGACGCUGAUGGUUCCUGGAUUCGCCACAGAUAAACGUCUCCAGGAGGUCAACUUGUCCGGAAACGUCUUAUUUACGGAAACCUUCAUGCUGAAAAGAACUAGUUUUGAAAGCACUAAACCUUGUUCAAUGCUGUGUAUUGAACCGGGCAUCGCCAUGGCUGUUACCAUGGUGACUAAAACAGCCCAGCAGCAGAAAACCGGACAGCGUUUAGCGCCGUUCAGACAACGUUGACUUUGGGUAUUAACUGCGUCCGAUUGGUCAAAAGGUCCGAUCUAAGCGGCCGCCUCGCCUCUAGAUGAAAACCAAGUGAGUCGGUGCGUACGCCUUCGUAGGCGGCGCCUCUCCCACCAACGCUGAUCUCCUUGGCUGCCAGCAGCAGGCGGCGCCAGAAAACUAGCAUUCAGGCAGUUGGUGAGAUCAUCAGCGUGGAGCCUCUAGGAGGAGCUGCGUCCGGACCCGUUUCCAGAACCUCAUCCAAAAAUUGAAGAGCAACGACAAACCUGAGGACUGCGGUGUCUCCUCUGAUGGAGAACGCCAUAACGCUGCGUUCUCUAAAGCAAAUAGCGGGCUAACGCGUGUUUUUAGAACACGGGUGGACCCGCUAACAAUCAGCUUCUGGUUCCUUCCCCACUGGUUAGAAAAGCUGGUCUAAUCCCUGUCUGGUGACAUCAUCACGCUGGGUUAGCGUCAGCUGCUCCCAC
Messenger RNA from Cyprinodon variegatus (sheepshead minnow), 2082 nucleotides. It is a transcript of the gene snapc2, whose product is annotated as small nuclear RNA activating complex polypeptide 2. The record is from RefSeq and is a predicted model, not a curated record. The coding region runs from base 118 to 1071 and encodes 317 amino acids. Gene Ontology annotation, molecular function: RNA polymerase II general transcription initiation factor activity. The transcript is spliced from 5 exons. Lineage: Eukaryota; Metazoa; Chordata; Actinopteri; Cyprinodontiformes; Cyprinodontidae. Gene Ontology annotation, cellular component: nuclear body. Gene Ontology annotation, biological process: snRNA transcription.